CCUGCCACUCAUCUGACUCUUUCCCGUAGUGCAUAUCCAGAGAGUCACCAAAGCCUCGAGAGCAGAAUGGAACACUACCGGAGGGCUGGCUCUGUAGAGCUCCCAGCCUCAUCACCAAUGCCCCAGCUCCCUCCCGACACGCUGGAAAUGCGGGUCCGAGAUGGGAGCAAAAUCCGAAACCUACUAGGGCUGGCACUGGCUCGUUUGGAAGGAGGAAGCACAAGGCACGUGGUGUUCUCAGGCUCUGGCCGGGCUGCUGGGAAGGCCGUCAGCUGUGCAGAGAUUGUCAAACGGCGGGUUCCGGGCCUACACCAGCUCACCAAGCUUCGCUUCCUGCAAACUGAGGACAGCUGGGUCCCGACUUCACCGGACACGGGCCUAGACCCCCUCACAGUCCGACGCCAUGUGCCUGCAGUGUGGGUACUGCUUAGUCGGGACCCCUUGGACCCCAGUGAAUGUGGCUACCAACCCCCAGGUGCACCUCCUGGCCUGGGCUCCAUACCUAGUUCCAGCUGUGGUCCCAGACCCCGAAGGAGGGCUCGGGACACCCGGUCCUGAAGAUCUGCUGGACCUGACUGUACUCUAGACCUGAAUAUCUGUGCCUUCUCUAAGAAGUGCUUGUGAUUGCUCACCAUGCCAGCAGAGUCCACAGAAGAACUUCCCCUCCUCUCUGGAAUGUGGGAUGGAACUGUUAAAAGCACUGGUGUGGGUCCGGUCAGUGCUGAGUUAAAGACUGCGUGGGGAGAGCUUACUCUGUCUCUAUAGUAUGUCUGACUUGCCUUUUCUGACUAGGGAAGGGAAAUAAAGGUUGUGCCGGUUUGUUUGGCCUG
Rattus rattus (black rat) is the source of this 830-nucleotide messenger RNA. It is a transcript of the gene Rpp25l, whose product is annotated as ribonuclease P/MRP subunit p25 like. The transcript has a single exon. NCBI's taxonomy places the organism in Eukaryota, Metazoa, Chordata, Mammalia, Rodentia, Muridae. Gene Ontology annotation, cellular component: ribonuclease MRP complex. The record is from RefSeq and is a predicted model, not a curated record. The coding region runs from base 67 to 558 and encodes 163 amino acids. Gene Ontology annotation, biological process: tRNA 5'-leader removal. Gene Ontology annotation, molecular function: RNA binding.